Messenger RNA from Vespa velutina, 1126 nucleotides. RefSeq lists its product as uncharacterized. The record is from RefSeq and is a predicted model, not a curated record. NCBI's taxonomy places the organism in Eukaryota, Metazoa, Arthropoda, Insecta, Hymenoptera, Vespidae. The transcript has 3 exons. Bases 294 to 977 code for a protein of 227 amino acids.
UUUAUCAAUAAUAGUGUAUUUCUGUAAUAGUAUAAUAUAAUAUUUGUAUAAAUGAGAUGACAAAGGAAAUAUUUUCUAGUUACAAAAAUAAGUAGAGUGACAUUUGUUUUUAGAAUAUUAUAACAUCUAUGGCCAUAUUGCAUUUUUUAUGAAAAGAUUUGUCAAAUAAUUACUACAUCUAUUAAAGUUCAAUAUACAUAUAAAAAAUUAUGCAAAAUAUUAAUUUAACAUUAAUUUAAAACAGUAUGUUUCUAUAUUAUUAAUUAAAAUGUAUUAUCAAGAAGUAUAAAAUCAUGUCACAGCACCAAGACCGUGAUGAACAAGAAGCUCUUAAACAAGAUGAAUUUUUUAAAGAAACAUUAAUAAGUGUAAAGCCUUUUAUAUUAAAACUAACAUCUGUGACAGAUGCCCAAUUAUGCAAAGUUUGGCUUGACAAACUAAAUCUCUCUUCUUCUCAACGCAGUCUUAGAAAUGAGUAUCUUCUAGAAUUGUAUCAGCAAUUAAAAAGAGGUCAUGUAGGAGGUGUAUUUAGUGAACCUCCACCUUUAGGUUCUCUCAUACCAUUACCUAAAUCAUAUCGCAUGGUUUACAUUAGUUCAUCCUUAAGUGAUCUGUCAGAUUUUAGUACAACGUCAUAUCACAAAUGUGAGCGAACCAAUGACUAUAAAACAUAUUCACAAAAUACUACAUCGAGAAUACAAGAUACAAGUUCUACAAGUACAAGUCAAUGUUUAUCUACAUUUAAACCAUCUUCAUCAGUUCAAUUUUAUAAUGAUAACAGAAUAGAUAGAGGUCAGCUUAGAAUACCUAGGCAUGAUACUGAUUCACUGAUUGCUACCAUUAAAGAAUUACAAAUGCAAAAUAAAUCUUUACAUCAAGAAUUAUUAGAAUACCAAGAAAUUAAUACAAUAAAUGAAAAUUUGCAUACUAAUAUAAGGCAACUAACUUCUGAAGUUACUGCACUGAAAGCUAAGUGAGUGUAAAUAUUAUUAGAGACACAAAAAAUAAAAAAUGUUCUAGAAUUUACUCAUAAAGAAAAUGUUCAACAGUACAAAAAUAAAGUUGCUGAACAGUUUUCUAAACUAAAAUUUCAGUUACAUGAGGCAGAAUGUAAAAAUGAAAAUUU